GUCAUAAGCUAUUUCCAAUUUUAAAAUAUUUUAGGCAGAAGAAAUAAUCAUCUUAAUUUUGGUCACAGUAUGAAUAUUUAUGUUUAAUCAACAGCUUUUACCGUUUUGUUCUGGAACCAGAACUGAUGUCAGGGACGAAUGACAUUUCUUCUCUUGGACCAGUCGCAAAAUUCCUGGAUAUCCCUGAAUCACCCCUUCUAACCCUCAACAUGAUUACUCCAGAAGGCUGGUUGGUUGAAACAGUAUACAGCAACUGUGACCUUGAUAAUAUUCGCUUGAAGGAUACUGAGAAAACUGUUACAGCAGAAUAUGAACUAGAAUAUCUGUUACUUGAAGGACACUGCUUUGAUACAAUGACAGAACAACCUCCUCGGGGUCUGCAGUUUACACUAGGCACAAAAAAUAAACCUGUUAUGGUUGAUACAAUAGUGAUGGCCAAUCUUGGAUAUUUUCAGUUAAAAGCAAACCCUGGUGCUUGGAUACUGAAAUUACGCCAAGGAAAAUCUGAAGAUAUUUAUCAAAUAGUUGGGCACGAAGGAACUGACUCUGAACCAGACCUAGAAGAUGUAAUUGUUGUAUUAGACAGCUUCAAAAGCAAGAUACUGAAAGUACAAGUACAAAAAAAACCGGACAAAAUUAAGGAAGAUAUCCUUACUGAUAAAGAUGAAAAAACCCAAGGAAUGUGGGAUUCCAUUAAAAGUUUUACAAUAAGUUUGCGUAGAGAAGAAGACAAAAAGGAACAAGACGUUCUGAACAUUUUUUCAGUUGCUUCUGGUCAUUUAUAUGAACGCUUUUUAAGAAUUAUGAUGCUUUCUGUUUUACGUAACACCAAAACAACAGUGAAAUUCUGGUUUCUAAAAAAUUAUCUGUCACCAACAUUUAAAGAGGUAAUUCCUCACAUGGCUAAGGAAUAUGGUUUCCAAUAUGAACUAGUCCAGUAUAAGUGGCCCCACUGGCUUCAUCAACAGACUGAAAAACAGAGGAUUAUUUGGGGUUACAAAAUUCUUUUCCUUGAUGUCCUUUUUCCACUAGCAGUGGACAAAAUCAUUUUUGUUGAUGCUGACCAGGUUGUGAGACAUGACCUAAGAGAACUUCGAGAUUUCGAUCUGGAUGGAGCUCCUUAUGGGUAUACUCCAUUUUGUGAUAGCCGCACUGAAAUGGAUGGGUAUCGUUUUUGGAAAACAGGGUACUGGGCAUCACAUCUUUUAAGAAGGAAAUACCAUAUCAGUGCCUUAUACGUGGUGGAUCUCAAGAAGUUCAGGAGAAUUGCAGCAGGUGACAGGCUCAGGGGCCAGUACCAAGUCCUCAGUAAAGAUCCAAACAGUCUUUCAAACCUAGAUCAGGAUCUUCCCAAUAAUAUGAUUUACCAAGUUGCCAUUAAGUCUCUUCCUCAAGACUGGCUGUGGUGUGAAACCUGGUGUGAUGAUGAAUCCAAGCAAAGAGCCAAAACAAUUGAUCUGUGUAAUAAUCCCAAAACAAAAGAACCCAAAUUAAAAGCUGCUGCCAGGAUUGUCCCAGAAUGGGUAGAGUAUGAUACUGAGAUCCAGCAACUAUUAAAUCAUCUUGAAAACAAGAAGAAAAAUAAAAUUUUGACACACGACGAACUCUAGUAUUGAUGUAUGAAGAUGAAAGUAUGACAAGAAGUCUGCCACCUGCUGGGAAAAUGUGGAACUACUGCUAAGACUAUUAGGAAGUUUCAUUAAGAUCAGUGACAUAUUCUUCAAUUUAAAAAUCUUAAUUAUUUACAAUACAUGUACUUAAUGUAUUGAGUAAGCUUAAGUUAUAUAGGAAAUUAGCAUUGAGUAUUUAAAACUAAAUUGUUCCUUUUUCCUGAUUGCUUAAAACACUGGGUUUUUACCAGUUAAAGUUUGUUUUGCCCAAUAAUCCAGUAGAGGGUAUCUGACUAGUUAGCUGGUCCUUAUGGGUGUUUAUCAAACCAUCUGCAUCCUUUUGUAAUCCAGCUUUAUAUGUGUCCAUAUUUCCCUGUUUACAAAAUGCAUUUAAAAAAUUAAACUUAUUUUGUGCUUUUUAUUCUGAGAGAGAAAAAAGACUCAUGGUUAUCGCUGAAUAAGAGAAAAAAAAGCCCAUUUAUACCUUAACUAUUGCUUUAAAAUGGAAGUAAUGUUGCACUGUAGUCAUUUAUUUAUCUUAAACUAUAUGAUGUUUAAUCCCUGUGCUGUAUUUGUAUUUUUUCAAUGUUUCUAGUUUUAUGUCAUAAAAUGGUAAUUCAUGGGAA
This is a messenger RNA of Galeopterus variegatus (Sunda flying lemur), 2236 nucleotides long. It is a transcript of the gene UGGT2, whose product is annotated as UDP-glucose glycoprotein glucosyltransferase 2. NCBI's taxonomy places the organism in Eukaryota, Metazoa, Chordata, Mammalia, Dermoptera, Cynocephalidae. Gene Ontology annotation, molecular function: UDP-glucose:glycoprotein glucosyltransferase activity. The record is from RefSeq and is a predicted model, not a curated record. The coding region runs from base 126 to 1610 and encodes 494 amino acids. Gene Ontology annotation, cellular component: endoplasmic reticulum. The transcript is spliced from 13 exons.